ACCAUGUAUGACAUGUAAGCAGCUACGUACCUUACCUUAGCCCUAGAAGCAAGAACAAAAGCUUGUAAAGCCAGCCAUGGAGGAGAAGAAGCCGUCGGAAAGGGUCAAGGAGAGUGGCGGCGGAGUGGAAGUCGGAACUGAAGAUGAUGAUUUGGUGUUUCCUGGGUUCCGGUUCCAUCCGACGGACCAGGAGCUCUUGAGCUUCUACCUUGCAAGGAAGGUGGAGAAGAAGGGCUUCAGUAUUGACAUCAUCAAGGAGGUCGACAUCUACAAGCACGACCCCUGGGAUCUUCCAAAUGAAGCUCGGCAUGUGGUGCAGGGUGCAGGAGACAAAGAAGACUGGUACUUCUUCUGCCUGCGUGGCCGCAAGUACAGGAACAGCAUCCGGCCCAACCGCGUCACCGGCUCCGGCUUCUGGAAGGCCACCGGCAUCGACAAGCCCAUACACGGCGGCGCCGGCGGCGAGUGCCUCCUCGGGCUCAAGAAAUCCCUCGUCUACUACCGCGGCAGCGCCGGCAGGGGCACCAAGACCGACUGGAUGAUGCACGAGUUUCGCCUCCCCUCAACGGCGGGGGCAGCCGAGCUCCAUGAUGCAGAAAUAUGGACGAUAUGCCGGAUCUUCAAGAGGAACAUGUCCUACAGUAGGAGGUGCCAGCAGCAGAAACAAGAACACGGCAGCAAACGAUGCCAGCAGCAGUUGCAGUAUUACUAUGACUACCGCUAUCACCAUCAGCACGGCGCUUCCAUGAUGAGCAGCUUCGGUUCGUCAGAGGCGAGCGAGGCUUAUCCCACCGACCACCACCAGCCGUUCCUGCUGCACGGAGGUGGCGCGACCUUUGUGCUCUUCCUCGCCUUCGGAGGCGGUGGCGGUGGGACCGAAGGCUUCGCGCUCUCCUUCUUCGCCUUUGGAGGCGUGCUGAGCUUGGAGCCGGACUGGGACUCUUAUGUGCUGCUGGUGGUGAUCUCGGAGCUGGACUGGGACUCUUAUGUGCUACUAGUGGUGAUCUCGGAGCUGGACUCUGACUGGGACCUCUUUGGGCUGCUGAUGUAUCGGCAAAUUGUAUCCCAGAGGCCAAUCUGCCUCAUCCAGCUUGUUGGCCGCUUCUCUUAUGGCGUCGCUAGUAAUAAGCGAGCAAUCUUUCGGGUUUAG
This is a messenger RNA of Panicum virgatum (switchgrass), 1150 nucleotides long. Its product is annotated as NAC domain-containing protein 72-like. The coding region runs from base 77 to 1150 and encodes 357 amino acids. The record is from RefSeq and is a predicted model, not a curated record. Lineage: Eukaryota; Viridiplantae; Streptophyta; Magnoliopsida; Poales; Poaceae. The transcript has 6 exons. Gene Ontology annotation, biological process: regulation of DNA-templated transcription. Gene Ontology annotation, molecular function: DNA binding.